This is a messenger RNA of Tarenaya hassleriana, 1679 nucleotides long. RefSeq names its product probable indole-3-pyruvate monooxygenase YUCCA8. Gene Ontology annotation, molecular function: flavin adenine dinucleotide binding; N,N-dimethylaniline monooxygenase activity; NADP binding. Gene Ontology annotation, biological process: auxin biosynthetic process. The coding region runs from base 119 to 1393 and encodes 424 amino acids. Lineage: Eukaryota; Viridiplantae; Streptophyta; Magnoliopsida; Brassicales; Cleomaceae. The transcript has 3 exons. The record is from RefSeq and is a predicted model, not a curated record.
CUAAAGAUUCUUCCUCUCUCAAACCAUACAAAAAAAACUUCAGAUUCUACAGAAAAAAAAAAGAGCGAAACUCGUUCUGAAACAUCUGUAGAAACCCAGAAAUUCGAAAGCGAAAUUAAUGGAGAAUAUGUUUCGGAUGGUGGGCCAUGAGGAUUUCGCCUCUCGCCGGUGCAUUUGGGUCAACGGACCGGUCAUCGUCGGAGCAGGACCGGCCGGUUUAGCCACGGCGGCGUGUCUCCGCGAACAGAACGUCCCCUUCGUCGUGCUCGAGAGAGCAGAAUGCGUCGCCUCUCUCUGGCAGAACCGCACUUACGACAGGCUCAAGCUCCAUCUCCCCAAGCAAUUCUGCCAAUUACCCAAAAUGCCCUUCCCUGACGACUUCCCCGAGUACCCCACGAAGCGUCAGUUCAUCCAGUACCUUGAGUCCUACGCAAAGCGGUUCGAGAUCAGUCCCGAAUUCAACGAGUGUGUUCAGUCCGCCAGGUUCGACGAGACCAGCGGGUUGUGGCGUGUCAAGACCGUGUCGACCACCGAGUCGAGUCGGAACGAGGUCGAGUACAUUUGCCGGUGGCUCGUUGUCGCCACCGGCGAGAAUGCUGAGCGCGUGAUUCCGGAGAUCGACGGAUUGAAUGAAUUCUCCGGCGAGGUGAUUCACGCCUGCGACUACAAAUCCGGAGAUAAGUUCGCGGGAAAGAGAGUUCUCGUCGUCGGUUGUGGAAACUCCGGCAUGGAAGUGUCUCUCGACCUGGCAAACCACUUCGCUAUGCCUUCCAUGGUCGUUCGAAGCUCGGUUCACGUGCUGCCGAGAGAGAUCGUGGGGAAAUCGACGUUCCAGCUUGCUGUGACGAUGAUGAAAUGGCUUCCUCUAUGGCUCGUCGACAAGCUAUUGUUGAUAUUGGCCUGGUUCGUGCUUGGGAACAUCGAGAAAUACGGUCUGAAAAGGCCGGAGAUUGGUCCGAUGGAGCUCAAGAACGAGAAAGGCAAAACUCCAGUGCUCGACAUCGGAGCUCUGGAGAAGAUCAGAUCGGGACAGAUCAAAGUGGUUCCAGGGAUCAAAGGAUUCAAUGGAAAGCAAGUCGAGCUCGUCAACGGAGACAGACUGGACGUUGACUCGGUGGUUCUCGCCACUGGGUACCGCAGCAACGUACCUUCUUGGCUUCAGGAGAGUCAGUUCUUCUCGAAGAAUGGGUUUCCGAAAACGCCGUUUCCAAACAGCUGGAAGGGGAAAUCGGGACUUUAUGCGGUGGGGUUCACGAGGAGAGGGCUCUCAGGCGCGUCUGCAGACGCUGUCCGAAUCGCUCAAGACAUCGGCUCUGUCUGGAAACUCGAAACCAAACAGCCCAGGAAACGAUCCACCGCUUGUCAUCGCCGAUGCAUUUCUCAGCAGUUUUAAUUAAUCAACAAUUUAUAUAUAUAUAUAUAUAUAUUUUAUAUAUAUAUAUAAAGAAGUAUUUCAGUAGAGGAGAUUGGAUCAGGAUUCAGGACAGAUAACAGAUAGAGAGACAGAGGUCCUGAAGGCCCAAACUAAACUGGGUGUAUAUGUUUUUUUAUUUAUUACCUCCACUUGUUUUUGGGCGUUUUGUAAAUCUGGGGAAGAUUGCGGUGUUUCUUUUUCUUUAAUUUCAUGAUUUUUUUAAAUGUACAAUCAUUCCCUUCUUUUAUAUUUUCUGAUUGACUAU